AUGCUGGUGGCUGCAGGAGGUCUCCGCAUGCUGCCAUGGUGCUCCCCCAGUCUCGGGGGGUACCAGUCAUUUACGUACAGAGCAGAAAGAUUUGACUACAAAUUGUCAUGUAAACUGUCAGGAGAAGUGGUAGAAGGCCUUCGAGAGAGUGAUUAUCUUCUGAUUCAUUCAUGCCGGCAGUGGACAACAAUUACAGCGCAUAGCCUGGAGGAGGGCCAUUAUGUCAUAGGGCCAAAGAUAGAAAUCCCUGUACAUUAUGCAGGGCAGUUUAAGCUGCUGGAACAAGACCGAGAUAUUAAGGAGCCAGUGCAGUAUUUUAACAGUGUGGAGGAGGUGGCUAAAGCAUUUCCUGAACGAGUUUACGUCAUGGAGGAAAUAACGUUCAACGUUAAGGUGGCUUCAGGUGAAUGCAAUGAAGACACAGAAGUUUACAACAUUACACUCAGUACUGGGGAUGAGCUCACUUUAAUGGGACAAGCAGAAAUCCUGUAUGCAAAAUCUUCUAAGGAAAAGUCACGACUCAACACCAUCUUCAAGAAAAUUGGGAAACUUAAUUCUAUCAGUAAGCUAGGCAGAGGUAAAAUGCCAUGCCUCAUUUGCAUGAACCAUAGGACCAAUGAAAGUAUAAGCCUUCCUUUCCAGUGUAAGGGCAGGUUUAGCACCCGCAGUCCACUGGAGUUACAGAUGCAAGAGGGUGAGCACACAAUUCGCAAUAUAGUAGAAAAAACAAGGUUGCCAGUCAAUGUAACUGUGCCAAGCCCCACACCAAGAAACCCGUAUGACCUGCAUUUUAUCCGUGAGGGCCAUAGGUACAAAUUCGUCAACAUUCAAACAAAGACUGUUGUAGUUUGUUGUGUUCUGCGUGGUAACAAAGUUAUUCCAAUGCAUUUUCCCUUGCAUUUGACUCUUCCAAAAUUCGUGCUCCCGGACAGUCUUGUGAAAGGGGAGCUAUGGCAUGAUACCCUGGUCCAACAUUGGUUUAACAUCUGCCAGGAACAGUUUGAUAUAGAUGAAUAUUCCCGUGCAGUGCGAGAUGUGAAAACUGACUGGAAUGAAGAUUGUAAGAGUCCUAAAAAAAGUCGGUGCACUGGGCACAAUCAUGUGCCAAAUUCUUUGAGCUAUGCCCGGGAUGAACUAACACAGUCUUUUCACCGGCUCUCCGUUUGUGUUUACGGAAACAAUUUGCAUGGAAAUAGUGAAGUGAACCUUCAUGGGUGUAGGGACUUGUGCAAUGAAUGGGCCCUCUUUUCUCAUGACACCCUUCAGUAUCAGGACUCUGGUGACAGUAGCAGUGACUAUCUUUUUCCUGAAGUUACUGAAGAGUCCAUGUGUCUGCCUGCAAAACCAGAACUUCCUUAUGAAGAACUGUGGCUGGACCAGGGAUCGGGGAAACCUUGUGAUCAGCCUCUUACUCGUUCGCUAAGUGAGAAGAACAAAUGUGACAAUUACAGAAGCUCUUUUCGGUCAAAAUGUGGUAAUGCAUCUCUUCCUAUGCCUGGAACUCUAGCAGCAACAACAAAAAAGUCUUCAGAUGUUUCCCUACCUCCACCUCCAGUGCCUCCCAAAUCAGAAGCAGUACGAGAGGAAUGCAGACUCCUCAAUGCUCCGCCUGUUCCACCACGAAGUACAAAGCCCUCAUCCACAAGUCCGUCCAUUCCUCCUCGUACGAUCAAACCAGCACGGCAACAAACACGUUCACCAAGCCCGACUCUGUCCUACUAUUCUUCAGGACUGCACAACAUCAGCGUAACAGAAAGUGACCCAACAGAUCCAACCGAGAGUGCCCCUGUCUCUUGUUACCCUUGUAAUGUGGUGACAACAGAAUCAAAAGAGCCUGACAGCAAGAUGCCUUUUGGAAGCCCCUCAGCUGAAGCUCUGUCUUGUAGGUUAUCCUGGCCAAAUCAUUUUUCUGGAACUUCUGAAGGCCUAAAUAGGAAUGACUUCCUGCUGGAUCCAAGCAGAAGUUAUAGUUAUCCAAGACAGAAGACACCGGGCACACCAAAGAGAAACAGUCCAGCACCUUUUACUUUUGACUUUGAUGGGUGUGAAAUCCCUGCUGGGUACUCGCAGCUGGCCCCAGCUGAGUUCAGUAAUGCCAUCUCCAGUUGUCCAAAGUCUGCAAGUUACUCUUUAGAAUGCACUGAUGAGAAAACUCUGGCAGUCAGCGAUACAAAGCAGAGCCAUUCAUGCCCUGCCUUACCUCCUCGUGCACCGAAAAUGAAUGAUGAGAAGCCAGCUGUAGACCUAUGCCCUUUGCCUCUAAAAAUAGAUGGUGCUGAAGAAGAAUCUCAUACUGGAUCACCAGACCUGUCAGAAGAUCAGUACCUUGUUAAAAAGGGCAUGCAGGAUGCUUUCUCUAUUUCUUACCCUUUUUCAUCUCCGCUUCACUUUCAGUUAGCACCAAGGUCUUGUGGCGACGGCUCUCCCUGGCAGCCACCUACAGACCUUUCUGGACUCUCGAUAGAGGAAGUAUCUAAAUCUCUGAGGUUCAUUGGUUUAUCAGAAGACGUCAUAUCUUUCUUUGUUACGGAGAAGAUUGAUGGCAAUUUACUUGUCCAGCUUACAGAAGAAAUUCUUUCAGAAGACUUUAAGCUAAGCAAAUUGCAGGUUAAGAAAAUACUGCAGUUCAUUAAUGGCUGGCGGCCUAAAAUGUAGUCCAGUGAUGCUGACUGGUGUUUAAUGAAACUGUAUGCGGUACGUGCUAAGAGCACUGGGGCUAGUACGUCAUUUCCUGUUUCUUGCACUAAAAGCCCUUCCUGUAAAUAGUAGUAGUAGAAGAAAUUUACUAUGCAGAUAAAAUUUUGAGUGGUGAACAGAUUCUUUUAUAUGUCAAUACAAAAUGUAGAGAACCUUAUAGAAGUGUGCCUUGUGCAUCACUGAACAUUCAGCAGCUGCUAAAAACUGGACGUUAAGGGAAUUUUUACUCCUUGUAGUCUGUCAAGAUGUAGUAUUUAUUGCUGAAUAAUCAAUGCUGAAAGACACACAAAUCCAGUUUACAAUUUUAUGUUAACAGCAAAAAAUAAUGCAUUUCUUUUGGGCUUAUUUUUUUCAAAUAGUAAUUGGCAACAUGCUAUGACUUCUUUUAAUAUCUGUUUUUCACUAAAGGAUGCAUUCAAAUCUAAAAUCGUCUUUUUCAAUAAUGUAGCAGAAAACAUUAGAGCUAAACAAAUGCUUUGAAGUGAGGCUCAGACAGUAUGUUCUUCAAGAUACUUUUACAAAAGUCUACCUGUAAAGUACUCAUGGAUAAACUUACUGUGUUGUUGCACCUGAACAAAACUCUUUUAAUAUUAAAAAAUAUAAGUCAUUAUCCCUGAUGAUAACAUUUUGUCCUUUUCUGGUUGUCUGUAGGGAAAAAUCAUUCCUACCGAACCAAUCUGCCAUUUCCAUGUCUCGAUUAGAAGUUCACAAUCUGUAGAUUUCAAAAGUGGCUUUGUUGUCAGAUCAGUGAAAUAGUAACAUGACUGCCAGCCUUCACGGGAAGGGCAUCAAAUAGCAUGUUUCCUUUAGUAGAUCCCAACAAUGCAACAGUGGGGUCUUCUACUAAUUGAGGGCCAUUUUGCUGGCCCUUUUCUGCCAGAAAGAAAACCAGUUUUCUUGCUGCUGUUAUAAGAUGAAAAUACUGAUUUCAUGAGCUACACUUUAUGCUGCAGUCAGCUAUAUAGGCAAAUCCUUGCAACUAUGCAGAGUCCCAUUGAACUAAAACAUUGCUGAGGUGGAAGGGAAAAGCAAAAGCACUUGAACUUCCCAUGAAAGGCUGAGAGAGGACUUUAAAUACCCUGAGUGAAAUUGUAUGCCACAUUUUCAAGGCUUAGUUAGCACAUACUUGGUUCUGCCAGCCUAACUCAAGUUCUGACGGCAAAACUCUGCAUGCGUCUGCCCUUAGAGCAACUUUGUGGUGGCAGCAUCCCAUUUCUGACUGCAGCUGCACCACCUUGCCCAAACUAAACAGGGGUUCUGCUGCCACUGGCAGACAGCAGAAGAUUCAUCUGGACAACCCCAUGCCUUCUGCCCACUGCAGCAAUCCCAUGAGCAGCUGGUACCCUCCUAGAAAGCACUGCACGCUGUAGAGGCACAGCUGCUGCAGGAGUCGGGCAGAGUGACCAGAAGCACAUUGGGCAUAUGCGCGUUCUGGGGUAGAUUUGUGAUGCCAGCUGCCCUCUUUCCUUAGAACUACUGCUAGCACAACCAAGUGCGCAUGGACAAGGCCUGCGAGACGCAGCAUGGAACGACUGGUCCAAGUGCUAGCACAGGGGAAAGAGUGGUGACUUCUAGCUGCCUUUUGAGCCUCCUUAGUCCUGCAUACCUUGGGGAGCCAGCCUCCCUGUGCACCUGGAGAAUUCUCCCCUGGUCAGAACCGGACCUCUUAGAGCCCUUUUUAUACUUCUGUGGUACUUUUACCUGGUUUCUGGAGGCCUGAGUAGGGAUGCAAGUGUCUCUACUAUGUUUUCAUCUUUUUCAUAGAUAGAAAAUGUAAGAAGCAUGGUAGAAGCAACAAGAGUAAGCAGGAGGGUACACCAGGGUUUGAGAAACUGAUGGAGCAGGUCUUCUCAACUGCAGAACUGCAUUGAGGGGAUGUUGCUUCUGGCGACCUGUACAAAUCUCAUGUCAUGCCUUAUUCAAAGUCCAGUUUUACUAUUUGUAUUGCAGUAGCACCUUCAAGACCCUAUUGGACAUCCAUCUAUCCCUUCCCACCCCUCCACCCCAUGUCCCCUCUUCCCAAAGAAAACCAAAUCAAAACUCCCUGCCUCAGAGUCUGUUGUUUCUUGCCAAAUGCUAAGAUUAGACUGAUGCAACAAAUCAAUAACUAUCCUUGACUUCUGCUAUUUUUAUAAUGAGGGGUUUCAAAACAUACCCUCUGAAUCAAUUUUCUAAGUGCAAGUAGGAUUGAAUGAAUAAAUAAAAACUAAGUGAAUUAAUUUUGGGUACCAUUCAGAGCUAAGCACUAUUGUGUCCAUAGGCACAUGCAGAGUGUAAUUGCUGCUUAUUAAACCUAACUAAAUCCAGCUGUCACUCAGCGAAGGAAGGUCCAAGCUUUUUACAUUUAAAAUGAAGGGUACCUACUUUUGUUUGUUUCGCUUGUUAAUGUUAAAAAAUGUUUCAUCUCCAAAAGAGGGUGGUUGUCUUAAUAAUGGUAAAUGCCUCAGAACAUUACAGGUUAUGUCUCCAUGUUUAUCAUCCCAGGCAGUGCCGUGCUAAUUUGGCUGUACUGCUUCUAGUACCCAAGACAGCUCUAUCUCUGUACGGUACUGCAUUGUGCUGUGUAGCCAUAUCCUAAAACAUCUGUGGGAAACUGGCAGCUUUGAUUUGUAGUUGGCUGCAUACUGUUUGCCUGCUUUUGUUAUAGACAACAUUUAAUGGAUUUUGAAAACAAGGAGUCUAAGGGCCUUAUUGCACCUCAUGCUGUGAGCUGCAUAAAUGUUGAGCAGUGUUAAUUGUAGCUUGAUGUUUGGAGCAGUUGCACCCUUAGUCUAGAAACCUUCUCUGACUGUGUCCUUCCCCUUCACAGCUGUGACACGCUGUUAGAGGUUUGGUCAGCAGGGGCAGGCCUAGGAGCUGCAGUAGUGAGUGGCCAAUACAGUGCUGGUGAGCCAGGAUGGGCUUCUAUCCCUGCUGCAUGGGUGGGGAGAUCCUGGGAUACUGCAGGGUUGAGAGAUCCCAGGGUACUGCAGGACUUCACCUUGGGUGGCGCGUCUGUGGGGAGUGGCCACACCUUAAUGGAACAGGAGCUGGGUAAUGUGGAUCAAAGAUAAUCCUGGCCUAGAGUGCUGUAAAUUUGAGCCGCAUAACAAGUGCUUAAAACCAAUUUAAGGUGUUAAUGUGCAGACUGUCCAAGGGUUAAGAGCUCCAGGAGCCAUCCAGAAUUACCAUGUAACAAGCCCCUAACUCCCUGUUAACACCAUACCUCUACAAUGCCUACCUAGACAAAAAAAGGGCUUCCAGAAGGACAGAAGAAUAUGCGUCUGUUUUUGGAUCAGGUCCCAUAGCACAUAGCCACAGCUGAAACGUCUAAUGGAAGACCAAUCAGACUUAUUUCUGCUUCCCUUCAAAUGUUUUGUUCCGUCAUAGCGUUGCUUAUACAUUUUUAGGCAUAGUAAGCUAGCAUACCACAUGUCCCUCACCCUUUCCCAAAAAUAGUUCACAGGCUUCAUUUCACAAGCUGCUUUUGAGAGGGAUUUGUGUGUCCUUGAAUUCCUGUUUAUAGUGACUUGUUUUUGUUGUUUUCCUCCAACCAGAACAGCUUAAGAAAGAUGCCAAUUUGGCCCACAGGCCCAGUUUUUUAAAAAGUGCUCGGUCCUACGUUCUCAGUCAUUUUUAGAUACUUAGAGUUCACCACCUAAUUACCUUUGAGAAUCUAGGCCUACAAUCUUGCAGCCCUGAGUGGAGUAAGCAGCUUAGUCAAAUAUGUCUUAUUGUAAGUUAGUAGGAUUUGAGAGUCUAAUUUGCUUUUGAAAACUGGACUUGCCCAUUUAAGUGACGUAAACUGUAUCAAAGCACUGCCUAAAUAGCUUUAAAAAUCUGGGUGCAGAAAUUUAAAUCUAUAGUUAUAAAGUGCCAUGCUAAUGCAUGUCAGCUACAGCAUUAAAGUUAUCUGAAUAUUCCCACCAAUUUGAAAAUGUCUCAGUCUGAAAGUUUUGGACAGAUUCUCUGAUGUCCUUAGCACCUCCUGUGAAGGUGCUGGGAGUCCUCAAUUCUGUGUUAGUCAAUGGGAGGUGAUGACAUCACUUUGUGAGAUUUGAGAGAGAGAUUUCUAAUUUAGUUGGUGUAUAAGAUGCAAAUACCCUGCUUUCUGCCAUUUUCAGACUAACACAGCUACCUACCUCUCCAUGUAAUUAUCACCUGGAGUAAAUUUAUAACAAGUGUUGACUCUGACUACUACUCUUAUGUUUAAGAGAGAGUCUACAACUUGGCUGUGAGAUUCUUUAAUUGUAAUUGUAUUUUAAGUCUGUCUCUAAACCAUUUUGUAUCUAAGCGUAUUUGCAAGCUAAGGCUUUCUGGUGUCUUAUUCUGUUUAGUCUUAGAGAUGUAGUCAAAAUAUACAUCAGUCAGGGUACAAGCAAAUUCACAAAUUCUUUAUGGAAAAGUGCACCUUAUUCUGUCGUUUCAGAUUUUAUUGUGCUCUUUCGUGUAGCUUUGAACUUGCUGGGUUUUUUAAUAGCUGAAAUCAGGCCCAUAAGGUUCAUUUAAUGAUUUGGUAUCUUAUGCUCUUUUUAAAAGAGCCAGUUCUGGAAUGUUAACAAGAUGCCAUCCACGGCUGUGUACUUUCUGAAACAAGAGCUUUCUGUUCUUUCUAUGCAACACAGUGGCAUGUGUACUAAUAGUCCCUUUUACCUUUUGAAAAGUAUAGAGGCUUUUAUGGGGCAGCAACAAUACUCCUGAGGGGGAAGAACAAGAAGAAAUAUUUAGGAGAAACAAAGGUCAAUUUUUAAGUACCCAUAUUGUGCCUAUAAUUAAGAUUCUUCUAUAUUACUAUUACUACCUUUGUGACUAACCAAAGUCUUACUGAAAUCAGUUAUUGUAUAUCUUGCUAUCUUUUUUUUCUUUACUUUUGCUGUAUUAAAAGUAGGUUAUACUUGAAACUUAGGCAAAACACACUUGAUCCAUCCAGUAGAAGCAAAAAAAAUGCGUAUGGUUUGCAGCUAGAACUGGAUGAAAGCAGCUUUGUAUCUUUUAUGUGGUUAUUCGGUGCCACCAUCUUACCACAUUAAUUGACUUGGUUUUACAAUAGCUUCAAGAGAAGCUGUGUGUAAGUAGCUGCAACAUUGUAAAAACACUUAAUUUCAAGUCCCUCUCCUUUUAAUUUUUUUUAUAAAGUACUUGAUAUGCUUUCUGCUGCAUCUUCCUCUUGAGACAUCUACUUAGCUGUUUCCCUGCUAAAUACAUUUUAAUACAAGUUGCUUAGGUCUUUAUCACUGGAAGUGAGCUAAGGUGUGUACAGAAGGGAAGAUGAUGUGGUGGUUGAAGACAUGUCUGUGUAGAAUGGAGAGUAAACAUAGCGAGUCUAGGGGACCAGAUGUGGUGUACUCUACACUGAUCAAAAAGGAUGCACUGGAAAACAGCUACUAGCCCCCCAGGGCUAACAGGCAUAGGAUGGGGCAAGAUCUUGCCAAAAUUGAGCUCACCCAGUUACAUUCUUUGGAUGCAAUUAGCAUUUGAAGUCCUCAGCUUUCCAGCUAGAUGGUAUUGGUACAGUAUUAGCCAAAAUAAAUAGGUUACCUGUGUUGUCACAAGGUAUUUGAAAUACUGGGUAACGAAUGAGUGCAAGUACAUUGCUGUAGCCUUGGGAAAAGCACCUUUCUAGCGAGGAUGUCUUCAACUUCUGGUAGUCCAGGAGUUGUUUAAGUCUGACCAUCUAUAUUCAUAAUGAUCAGACUGUCAUAUGUUAAAAUUUCUGGUAUGAUUCUGAUUCUUCUUGACUUGGGUAAUCUUCCACUGAGUUGUUGUAUAAAAUAACUAUGUUUAGCUGUUUAAAUUACAUUUUUCAUCUACGCAAAGUGAACAUUUGAAAGCAACACAAAAACCCAAAAUCCUUGACUUAGUAUAUUUCCGUUAUAAAUUGAGGUGUAUUUUUGUGGAAUUGUGCUGUUUUGGGCUUCUCUGGAAAAGGCUGAAGGUAGAUUAUUUAAAUCCAGGUGCAAAUAAAUAUCCCUGUAAUGUAUAUGAACAAAUUUAAACUGUAUUGUAAGUAUAUAAACUGUACAUUAAAGAUAUUAUUUUCAUGAUA
Messenger RNA from Gavialis gangeticus (Gharial), 8722 nucleotides. RefSeq names its product GRB2 associated regulator of MAPK1 subtype 1 (gene GAREM1). Gene Ontology annotation, biological process: epidermal growth factor receptor signaling pathway; cellular response to epidermal growth factor stimulus. Bases 1 to 2655 code for a protein of 884 amino acids. Gene Ontology annotation, molecular function: proline-rich region binding. The transcript is spliced from 6 exons. NCBI's taxonomy places the organism in Eukaryota, Metazoa, Chordata, Crocodylia, Gavialidae. The record is from RefSeq and is a predicted model, not a curated record.